This is a messenger RNA of Aphanomyces invadans, 222 nucleotides long. RefSeq lists its product as hypothetical. The record is from RefSeq and is a predicted model, not a curated record. The coding region runs from base 1 to 222 and encodes 73 amino acids. The transcript has a single exon. Lineage: Eukaryota; Oomycota; Saprolegniomycetes; Saprolegniales; Verrucalvaceae. Gene Ontology annotation, molecular function: DNA binding; zinc ion binding; DNA-directed RNA polymerase activity. Gene Ontology annotation, cellular component: RNA polymerase I complex; RNA polymerase III complex; RNA polymerase II, core complex. Gene Ontology annotation, biological process: DNA-templated transcription.
AUGGACGGAGGAAUGACGCCCGCCCCGACGCCAGGCGGCACCGCCGGCGACUACACGUCGUCAGCAGCGAUGUUGAAGGACCCUGAAAUCAAAUACAUCUGUGGCGACUGCGGUAUUGUUAAUUACCUUGCGGCCCGCGACCCCAUUCGAUGCCGUGCGUGCGGCUACCGCAUCAUGUACAAGGCCCGCACGAAGCGCUUGAUCCAGUUCGAGGCCAGAUAA